Molecule: messenger RNA, 231 nt
Organism: Diaporthe batatas
Lineage: Eukaryota; Fungi; Ascomycota; Sordariomycetes; Diaporthales; Diaporthaceae
Exons: 2
Coding region: 1-231 (76 amino acids)
Source: RefSeq, a predicted model, not a curated record
AUGGCCAACAACCAAGAGGCCCCAAAGCCCCAAGCUCCGAUGGAGGCGCGCCCCACCUCUUCAAGUGGCACUGACGCAUCCCGCGGCACGACGGGCCCGAUCACACAAGCUCCAAAGGCCGAGCCGCGCCCAGUCGCGCAGAAGCAGGAGCCUGAGCUCCGCGGCGGCGGCAUGACCAUCGGCUUCAACUGCUGUCGCGGGCAUUGUAACUGUCAUGAGACAUGCUGCUGA